Rhizophagus irregularis DAOM 181602=DAOM 197198 is the source of this 811-nucleotide messenger RNA. RefSeq lists its product as uncharacterized. The record is from RefSeq and is a predicted model, not a curated record. NCBI's taxonomy places the organism in Eukaryota, Fungi, Glomeromycota, Glomeromycetes, Glomerales, Glomeraceae.
AUGGUCGAACCAAAAAAGAAACAACAGAAAAAGUUACAAACGAAAAAGAUAAAAACAGAAAAGAUAGAAUUAUUUGAUGAUGAGAUUAUAAGUGCUAUGAAUGAAUAUAAAAAUGAACCUAACCCAUAUAUAAAGAUUAGUAAAAAAAUCAAUAAAGGAUUUACCUCAAAACAAAUUCGUCAGCGUUGGAUAAGUCAACUCGAUCCACGUCUCUGUCACAAUGAACUCGAUGAGGAUGAAAGAUCAUACAUCAAUGAAUGGGUUAAAGAAUAUAAAAACCAGAAUCCAUCUGAUAAAAUUUGCUGGACAAAAUUAAUUUUAAAGAUGGACAAAAAAUUCGGUAAAUUACGUACCGAAAAUAGGGUGAAAAAUUUUUGGUACUUAAAAAAAAGACAAGAAAGACGACGAAGGCAACUACCUUCAAAAGUUGAUGCAUCAUCUUCCCCUCAAGAUAACAACAUCUUAAAAAGCGUGUCAUUUUGUUCUCAAGAUAACAACAUCCCAAAAAGCGUUUUAUUUUGUUUUCAAGAUAACAACGUUCCAACAACCAUAUCGCCUUCCCCUCAAGAUAAUAAUAUUCCGACAGUAUCACCUUCACCUUAAGAUAAUAAACGUACUAAAACGCGUAUCAAGCCAAGUUUCUGACAAGAUGAAAAUCAAAAAUUUUGUUAAUUUAGUAAAUAAUACACCCUAAUUAGCAUAAAAAAACAAUCAUGUUGUUUUAUUGUAUAGGAUAGAAAUACUUAUAAAAUUAUUAUAUAUUUUAAUCAACAGAUUUAUUAUGUGAAAAUGAAUUAAUAGAAAGUCCAAC